CAUAGCUAGUCAGCAGCUUGUGAGAGGAGAGGGCAUGCAGUAUCAGGUAUUGCUGCCGCAGAGGAGGAAAAGGUGAAUGUGAGAUUGAGUACACACAUGGGUAUAAGAGAAGGGGCAGCAUUAGGUGCUCUGCCUCAGGAAAACAAAAUCAACAGAACUGGCUUACAUCCAAUUCAGUGACAGUAGUACUCUCUCCAAUAGGAGAGAGUUGCCAGCAUCUCAAAAAAGAAAAAGAAAGAAAAGAACCUUAUUUUCCUCUAUUGAAAAUAAUCCAUGACUUACUCUUUUCUGGCUAUUUGGAAUUAACUCACAGACAAUCACAAAGAAAUCCUUCUCCUUCUAGCUCAAUACAACUCUAAUCUCCUGCAAUGAAGACUCUGCAGAAAUUGUGUCUCUUCUAUUUUUUUAUACCCUUGGUGAAGCUAGCACCACCUAGUCAACAACAAUUAGCCACAUUUUAUGGUCAUGGUUUGGCUGCUCUUGAAGAUACAACACUUGAGGAAGAUUAUGAAGACACAUUAUUUAAGCAAGAUUAUGAAGACAAACCACAGAAUGCUGUGAAAAACAAGGAAAGCAAUGGUAUGAUCUUCUCCCACGAAAAUGAACUUCAAAUGCAGAAAGAUGAAGAGGUAUCUAGAGAAUCAACUAAUUAUACAGAUUUGGGCACUUGUCUACUGUGCGCUUGUUUAAGUGGUUCAGUUUACUGUGAAGAAACAGAUAUUGAAAGUGUUCCAGUUCUACCAAAGGAAACAGGCUACCUUUAUGCACGUUUCAAUAAAAUCAAGAAGGUGAAAGUCUCUGAUUUUGCUGAAAUUCCCACUUUAAGAAGAAUUGAUUUGACUGGAAAUGCAAUACAAGAAAUCGAAGAUGGUGCCUUUUCAAAGCUACCAUUAUUAGAAGAACUUUCACUUGCUGAAAAUAUGCUUAAGAAGCUUCCAGCUUUACCUCCCAAACUAACUACAUUGAAUGUAAACGACAACAAAAUUACAAGCAGAGGAAUUAAAGCAAAUGCUUUCAAGAAGCUGACCAAUUUGUCAUUCCUCUACCUAGGACAUAACACACUGGAAUCUGUUCCUGUGAACUUGCCAGAGAGCCUGCGUAUCCUGCAUCUUCAGUUCAACAACAUAACCAAAAUCACAGAUGAAACCUUCUGCAAAGCAAAUAAUGUUACCCGCUAUGUUCGUGUACACAUGGAUGAAAUAAGGAUGGAAGGCAACCCAGUCAUCUUGGGAAAGUAUCCCAACGCUUUUAUGUGCUUGAAAAACUUGCCUAUCGGUACAUACUAAUAAUUGCUAGCAAAACAGGAAAUGGUAAAAAAAAAGUAGGUAAAAUUUAUUACCUUAUAUCACUGUUUAAAUAUGUCUAUGUUAACAUUUUCCCACGUAUAUUCAAAAUCUUUAACAGCUAUAAUGUAUUUAGUUCUGCCUUAAAUAACUUGAUGAUGAAACUGAAGCUUCUGAUUUAAUAA
This is a messenger RNA of Hemicordylus capensis (graceful crag lizard), 1468 nucleotides long. RefSeq names its product osteoglycin (gene OGN). The record is from RefSeq and is a predicted model, not a curated record. Lineage: Eukaryota; Metazoa; Chordata; Lepidosauria; Squamata; Cordylidae. Bases 369 to 1286 code for a protein of 305 amino acids. Gene Ontology annotation, molecular function: protein binding. The transcript is spliced from 9 exons.